AUGGCUGAGGACGAUACGUAUCCCCGACGGGACUUCAAGCGGGCGGACCUUCGCUGGGAGAGUCUCAACGGACCAUGGGACUUCUUAUUCGACGACGAGGAUAUUGGUAUCCUUCAGUCAUGGCAACUGAAUGCUUUGCCUAGCCACGCACCAAGUUCUGAGACGAAGCCGACCGCAAAAAGAACGAUCCAGGUCCCUUUCGUCUUCCAAUGCCCCGCAUCCGGGAUCAAUGAGCGUGGCGUACAUCAAGUCCUAUGGUACGAGCGACGUAUUGAAGACCUUCGCAGCCCUCAAGAUCUCGCAAACGGUCAACGACUACUACUCCGCUUCGGAGCGGUAGACUACCACGCGAAAGUGUGGCUGGACGGCUAUCUCGUCGGCGAACAUCGAGGAGGACAUGUCCCUUUCGAUCUUGACCUGUCCGAAGUCAUCCAGCGGAGUCCAUCGGAAACACCAAAGCGUUUGACGGUCCGCGUCUUUGACUCGGCGUACGAUCUUGCACAACCGAGAGGAAAACAGUUCUGGGGUCCCCAGCCCGAGUCAAUCUUCUACACGCCAAGCAGCGGUAUCUGGCAGUCCGUGUGGCUCGAGAGUGUACCAGCCGCACGCAUUGUUGAUGGCAGUGGCGGCACCAUAUUACGAUCGGACAAGAUCGAAGAAGGUGCGCUGGAUGCUCGAGUAUGUGUCUCCGGGCGGCGUGUCGGGCAAAGUCUGUCAAUCGUGGUUGAGACCAGCUUGGGUGGCGUUGUAGUGGGAUCUGGGCGGAAAGAGCUCGCAAGAGACGAGGACUUUGUCCGGUUGACGGACGUCAAUAUGCGUCUGUCAAAUGAGCACAUUCAACAGCUCCCGCCUGUAUACUUGGCAGAAGGAGUCCUGUCUGAUCCUUCCCGAUGGCGAAAUGGCGUAACACUCUGGUCGCCAGAACAUCCGCUACUAUACGAUAUCAAACUCCGGUUGCUGGAUCGAGAAGAUCAAUGUCUGGAUGAAGUGCACACUACGACCGGCAUGCGCUCGCUGAAUUGGACGACCGGCGAUGGCACGUUCCGACUGAACGGUCGUCCAUACUUUCAGGCUCUCUUCCUGGAUCAAGGGUAUUGGCCGGAGACCCUCAUGACUCCGCCUUCUUCCGAUGCAUUGCGCAGAGACAUCGAGCUCGCAAAAGCGAUGGGCUUCAAUGGCUGCCGGAAGCAUCAAAAGGUGGAGGAACCAAUGUUCAUGUACUGGGCUGACCGACUCGGCUUCCUGGUCUGGGGUGAGAUGGCAAAUUGCUACCACUUCAGUGUUGAUGCAAUGCAGCGCUUUGACCAAGAGUGGAUGGAGAUGAUACGGAGAGACAUCAACUUUCCGUCUGUGGUAACCUGGACGCCAGUCAAUGAGAGCUGGGGAUAUCCAGACCUCGGUGGAGACAAGAGACAGCGUGAUCACAUCCGCUCGAUCUACUGGACCACGAAGGCGUACGAUCCUACGAGACCCAUCAACGACAACUGCGGCUGGGAGCAUGUCAUUACUGACAUUUCUUCUUUCCACGACUAUGCCGAUGGUCCAGGCAUGGCCGAGCGGUGUCAGUCGCUCAAGGAAAUCAUCGGACGUGGGAGGUCCAUGUUCAUUGGACCGAUCUACAGCAAACAUGGGAUCAAAGACGAAGGAUCGAGGCAUGUUCAUGGUGCGCCGGUGAUGUGCACUGAGUUCGGAGGCGUGAAUAUCGCGGCUGCCAACGAUGAAUCGCGCAAAGGCAAUUGGGGCUACACAACGGCGAAAGAUGCGCAGGAUCUGCUGAACCGAGUUGAAGGCUUGAUGAUGGGGGUCGUGAAAGCUGGGCACUGCUGCGGGAUCGUCUGGACACAAUUCACGGACAUUGAACAAGAGCAGAACGGGUUGUACACCUACGACCGAAAGGAGAAGUUACCCGCUGGCCAGAUGAAGCAGUUGAUGGAUCGGGUGCAGGAGGUGUACUUCAAGAACAGAGUCGGGCGGUGA
Messenger RNA from Zymoseptoria tritici IPO323, 1977 nucleotides. RefSeq names its product putative beta-glucuronidase (gene MgGUS1). Gene Ontology annotation, molecular function: hydrolase activity, hydrolyzing O-glycosyl compounds. The record is from RefSeq and is a predicted model, not a curated record. The coding region runs from base 1 to 1977 and encodes 658 amino acids. Gene Ontology annotation, biological process: carbohydrate metabolic process. Lineage: Eukaryota; Fungi; Ascomycota; Dothideomycetes; Mycosphaerellales; Mycosphaerellaceae. The transcript has a single exon.